AAAACAUGAGUCAGUCUCCACCCUACCAGAGAGACACUGCCUCUGCAUCUCCUGAGAGUCCUGAAGAAGGUGACUUCUCCCCUCGACAGCUUUGUGACAACCCAAAGAGCCUGGAGGAGCACGAGACAUGUGAAGACCAAAAAGAUCCCAUUGUUAAUAUCAUACCAGACAAGUACUCCAGCUCUCUUUUGAACACUAAAAUCUGUGCUCCGCUAGCAGCAAAUGACCUUGGGAAACUGUGUGCUGGCAUGCUUCCACAAGAACAACCGAUUAUUCAAAACGAUUGGAGAGAAACAAGAUGCUUCAGUACAUCGCCUACAAGAGAGAAGCUGUUGAGACAUUGGAAACUCCAGAGAAAACUUAAAAAAGACAAGACAAAUAAAUACACAAGUUGUAGUGAGAUCAAGCAUAAAAUUUACAGCCUGUCAAAAGAGAUUCAAUACAUCAAUGAUGAGCCUCACAACCCUAAUGCUGCUGGCAUGUCUACACUACAAGAAGAGACAGAUGGUGGGCCUAAGGUAUGUUGCUGUCUAAAUGACGUAAUGAAGAAGUUCUACAAAAGUGGGGAAUGUUUUCUCACCUUAUGUCAAGAUGGAACAGGCAAUGUUUUUUAUCCUUCUGGGAAAGCAGCCAUUAUAAUAUCCUCUGCAGAAGCUGCUGACUUCACUUACAUCAUCUUGGAGGACAAGGACACAGCCCCCAGCAUCAAAGGCAUUUUCACAAAUAAAGGCCACUCUACAUGCUACCAUCCCAAUGGAAUGAUAUGGUUGAAUCUGACCCCUGUCGGAGGUCUCUGUCUCAGCGAGACAGGAGCUUUGAGGAGGCGCUGGAAAUGGUUUUAUUUUGACCCACAUGGACGCAACCUUCCCUUCAAGCCUCUAACCUUUUCCCUGGGCCCAUACAUCAGUGUGCGCAUACACUCACAAGAACACAUGUACAUCACCUUUGCACAUCGGCAAAACAGCGUGCGCUUCAGCGUGGGGUCAAAGCUUAAGCUCACUUAUCAAAAGAACCAUGACAAGCUGGGGCAAGACGUUCUGGAGAGAUAUAUCCAAAUGAAGAGCUCAGAGAUUUACUCUCUGCUUGGCCAGAUGCAGACCUGCAUGUCCCACCGUUACAGUUUCAUUAUCCAGACACAGCGGCUUAGCAGACAAAUGGAAAAGGAGAAGUCACCCAAAAAAGAUGAAGAGAGAAAUACAUAAUUGGCAAAAGCUGAUAAAAUGUAUUGCUGUGUUACAGUUUACACCCUUGCAUUGGUCUAAACCUCUGUAAUAUCUGGUGCUUAUAGUCAUUCACGGUUAUAUUUAGACUGUAAAGGGCUUAAGGUUUAUAGAAGAAGAUUUAUGGAAGAUUGGGUCAGUUGGUUUGGCAGUGCAGACAUUCAGUAAACAUUAAGAUCAGGUAGUUACUAUCUUGAAAAGGGAGAAAAUAAAAAAUGGAAAGCCAAGGUUGUCUGUGUUAGUAUUUAAAAAGAUCACCAACAACAAAUCAA
Morone saxatilis (striped sea-bass) is the source of this 1492-nucleotide messenger RNA. RefSeq lists its product as uncharacterized. Lineage: Eukaryota; Metazoa; Chordata; Actinopteri; Moronidae. The transcript is spliced from 8 exons. The coding region runs from base 6 to 1202 and encodes 398 amino acids. The record is from RefSeq and is a predicted model, not a curated record.